UCCAGAAUUGGUCAGCACCAAAGAAUCCGUCCGAGGUUCGUAGUUUCCUCGACCUUGCAGGUUAUUAUCGCAGAUUUAUCAAAGGGUUCUCGAAGAUUGCACUCCCUUUGUCUCAGUUGACGAGGAAGUCUGUAAAGUUCGAGUGGACAGACCGUUGUGAGUCGAGUUUCCAGGAGCUGAAAAGGAGGCUUACGACGGCACCGGUGUUGACUAUACCAGAUCCUUCUCGGAGCUUCACCAUCUAUAGUGAUGCUUCGAGGCAGGGUUUGGGAUGUGUACUUAUGCAAGAUGGCCAGGUCGUUGCUUAUGCGUCACGCCAGCUUAAAAUACAUGAACAGAACUAUCCGACGCACGACUUGGAAUUAGCUGCAGUUGUUCAUGCCCUCAAGAUUUGGCGACACUAUCUAUACGGCGGUCAAUGCGAAAUCUUUACUGAUCAUAAGAGCUUGCAGUAUAUCUUUACCCAGAAGGAGCUCAACAUGAGGCAGCGCCGUUGGUUAGAACUCGUCAAGGAUUACGAUUGUACGAUCCAGUAUCAUCCGGGAAAGGCGAAUGUUGUUGCUGAUGCCCUAAGCCGCAAGGUGAAAGGUGACUUGAUGUAUGUUGUUACUCAGCAGAGUCAGUUGAUUCAUGAGUUCGCCCGGAUGCAGAUCCAGCUGGUUGAUGCACUUUCUACCGCCAGUUUGGGGAGUGUGAGUUCCAUGCAAGUUCAGCCGACGUUGAGGGAGAGAAUCCAGCAAGAGCAGGCUUCAGAUGAGUUUAUUCGUACGAUUGAUGCCAAGGUUCGUGCCGGAGGCGUCGAGGGUUUUCACCGAGGCACUGAUGGGGCCUUGGAGUUUCGUGGCAGGAUUGUGGUGCCUAAA
Molecule: messenger RNA, 863 nt
Organism: Striga hermonthica
Lineage: Eukaryota; Viridiplantae; Streptophyta; Magnoliopsida; Lamiales; Orobanchaceae
Source: the annotation of a GenBank genome assembly